GUCCCAGAAGGCUGCGGGCCAUUCACAAAGCGCAGCACUUCUCACACAUGCGCAGUCCGCAGUCUCUGGAAAUCUCCUUUACUGUCUGCAGUCUCCCCUGGUCAUCCCCUGUCAUCCCCUGUACUGUCUGCAGUCUCUGGUCAUCCCCUGUACUGUCUGCAGUCUCUUGUCAUCUGUACUAUGUCCACAGUCUCUGGUCAUUCCCUGUACUAUGUCCUCAGUCUCUGGUCAUUCACUGUACUGUGUCCGCAGUCUCUGGUCAUCUCCUGUACUGUGUCCGCAGUCUCUGGUCAUCUCCUGUACUGUGUCCGCAGUCUCUGGUCAUCUCCUGUACUGUGUCCGCAGUCUCUGGUCAUCUCCUGUACUGUGUCCGCAGUCUCUGGCCAUCUCCUGUACUGUGUCCGCAGUCUCUGGCCAUCUCCUGUACUGUGUCCGCAGUCUCUGGCCAUCUCCUGUACUGUGUCCGCAGUCUCUGGCCAUCUCCUGUACUGUGUCCGCAGUCUCUGGCCAUCUCCUGUACUGUGUCCGCAGUCUCUGGCCAUCUCCUGUACUGUGUCCGCAGUCUCUGGUCAUCCCCUGUACUGUGUCUGCAG
This is a messenger RNA of Staurois parvus, 593 nucleotides long. Lineage: Eukaryota; Metazoa; Chordata; Amphibia; Anura; Ranidae. The record is from the annotation of a GenBank genome assembly.